This is a messenger RNA of Eurypyga helias (sunbittern), 459 nucleotides long. It is a transcript of the gene RHEX, whose product is annotated as chromosome unknown open reading frame, human C1orf186. NCBI's taxonomy places the organism in Eukaryota, Metazoa, Chordata, Aves, Eurypygiformes, Eurypygidae. The transcript is spliced from 3 exons. The coding region runs from base 1 to 459 and encodes 152 amino acids. The record is from RefSeq and is a predicted model, not a curated record.
AUGGCGCGUGGGGAUGCAUCGGAUGCAGCCGGCGUCUGGGGCUGGAGCAAGGAGCUAACCGGCCUCUCGGUUGCAGCCAGCCGUUCCUGCGAGAAGCAGGGGAGCAGCUGCCCUGCAGCGCAGCCCCAGCAGCCUCCGGCCUCUUCUGCGGGAGGGGAAGGGACGCCACGACCAGCCUACGCGGGGAGCAGCGACACGUCUUCAGAGACCUCGGAGGACUCGGACAGCAGCCCUUCCUGCCCGCAGGUACGGCGCCCUUGCUCAAAUGAAAACCUCAAUUACACAUCCCUGGUCUUCCCGGGGAAAGGCCACGGGCCGGGCUCUGUGGGGGACUACGAGAACAUGAAGACUGGAGCAGACUACGUCAACGUGGACCCCAAGAAGAGGAAAGUGGAUUUCUGGCCCUGCUCCAGCCCCGUGGCAUCCAAGUCCAUCGAGUACUCCGAGGUGAAGCUGUGA